GCCUGGGGAUUGGCACAGCAUUCCUGUGUGUGUCCUGGUCUCUGCUGGACUACCACCAGUCCCUGCGCUCCUUCCUGCAGGACAAGUAUGAGCUGAGCGUGGGCUCCUCCUUCAUCUACUUCCUCUGGAACCUCCUCCUCAUCUGCCCCCGCGUCCUGGUGAUCGCCCUCUUCGCCCUGCUCUGGCCCUACGGUGUGGCUGUCCACGUCCUCCUGGUGUGGCUGGCCAUGUUCCUGUGGGUCAGCCUGCAGGGCACAGACUUUAUGGAGUCCCCCGGCCCCGAGCAGCUCUACCGGGGCAUGGUGGCCGUGAUCCUCUACUUCAGCUGGUUCAACGUGGCACCAGGGAGGACACUGUACCGCAGCAUCAUCUACCACGGCUUCAUCCUGGUGGACAGCACAGUGCUGGUCCUCUCCUGGCUCUGGGGCUGGGCCCCCACAGAGGAGCACUCAUACCUCAUCCCUGUGGUCUUGGCCGCCCUGCCCUGCUACCUGCUGGGGCUGGGGCUGAGGGUCACCUACUACAAGUGGCUGCAUCCCAACACGCGGGUGCAGCAGGAAGGUGGCUAUGAUGAGGUGGAUGCCAGGGGGAGUGAUGGGCUGGAGCCUCUCUCGUUCCCAGAGCCUGACCUUGUGAACAGGCGGAUGCGGUGGCUGGCCCAGGCUCAGUUCCCUGUGUCCCAGCCGGCACGGCAGAGCUUCCUCAAUGGGGCUACUGCCCUUGAGUCUGCUGUAUGA
This is a messenger RNA of Acanthisitta chloris (rifleman), 737 nucleotides long. RefSeq names its product XK, Kell blood group complex subunit-related family, member 8 (gene XKR8). Gene Ontology annotation, biological process: engulfment of apoptotic cell; phosphatidylserine exposure on apoptotic cell surface; apoptotic process involved in development. The record is from RefSeq and is a predicted model, not a curated record. The annotation marks the transcript as partial. The transcript has a single exon. Gene Ontology annotation, cellular component: plasma membrane. Lineage: Eukaryota; Metazoa; Chordata; Aves; Passeriformes; Acanthisittidae.